GCAACGAUCAAUCACAACCCGGGAAUUUCUCGGACGACGACACAGAGCACUGCCGACCUGGGCUACACUACCAACCAACCUGAACACAAUUUCACCACAAUGACUGAUAUCAUGGCGCAGCCCAUGACUACAGAAGGAUCGCCCUCGAUUCCCGAGCUUCAGCAGCCCUUUGUCUCGAAAUGGGCUUCCAGAUAUCGCGGGGCCACAGUAGAAGACCUCGACCCUCCCGCCGCCCUCUCCCUCAACCCCUCGGACCCCAUCUCGCUCGCCCUCCUCUCCGCCUUUGAACGCGACUACACCCACCUGACCAUCGUCGACUCGCAGACCCGCGCCCUGCUCGGCUACAUCUCCAUCCCGCAGCUGCAAGCCCGCCUCGAGCGCGGCGAGGUUAAGCCCGAAGAUGAGGUGCGCACCGCCAUGAUGCGCUUCCGUCGCAAGGACGCCGCCAAGUACCAGGUCAUCACCAUGGAGACACCCCUGGAGGAGCUCGAGGCCUUCUUCGCCGGCGUUGCCACGGCGGGCCAAAAGCAGGACUUUGCUGUCAUCACGGAUGAGAAUAGGCGGUUCGUCCUGGGUGUGGCGACGGUGGCGGAUUUGGAGGAGUUUGUCAAGAGGAGGCCUGCGUAAGGGGAUGUUGAAGAGGGAGGAUGGGUGUUAAGGACGGAAACGAACAAAAGACGGAUGUCGGAGAAUCGCGGAUCGGAAUACCACAGCGGCUCAGACACAGCCUCGAAAGCCUCCGACAAUCGGGGGAGGUGUGCAGUUGCGGCUCUUUUAGAGAAUCGUUAGUUCCUUGAUAACCUAGAGGAAAGACUCUGUUUGGUUUGUUAUUGGCGUUCAGGCUUGGAUGGAUGGUUUAUCAUAUCGCUACAAGGGAAGGUACGGGCACAGGAGCAUUCAACAUGGAACCAGC
Molecule: messenger RNA, 913 nt
Organism: Neurospora hispaniola
Lineage: Eukaryota; Fungi; Ascomycota; Sordariomycetes; Sordariales; Sordariaceae
Exons: 2
Coding region: 100-627 (175 amino acids)
Source: RefSeq, a predicted model, not a curated record